UGACCCUGAGAUGAAGAGUUGCAUGCUCUACUGACUGAGCCAGCCAGAUGCCCCAUCACCAAGUCUCCUCAGAGGUCCUCAUGAACGGUUGAAACCAUCCCUACCUACAUCCCUGGGGUCUCGCGAGGAGCCAGAGGCUCAGGAGGCAAUGCGGAAUCCCCAGCGCACUCCUUCAGCCUGUGACUGAGCGGCGCUUGCAGGUGACGGGCGGGCGGGAGCCAACCGAGAAAGGCCCGGGGAGCUUUUUCAGGUAAGCUCUCUUGAUUGACAAGCCCUGGGGGGAGGGCUCCCAGUGACGGCUGCCCCGCCCCCUCACGUCGGGUCGGUUGGCGCCAGUCUAGGGCAGGUGGGCGGGCCCUGGGGUCUGCUGCGCCCAUUGGGCGUGGGGGGAAGCUCCCGGGAGGGCCUAGGGCUCCGCCCCUGGCCUUGCGGCGGCCAAUGGACGCGGCGCGUGGGCGGGGCGUCGGCGGCGUCGGCGGCGGCCCUGAGGCUGAGGCGGCUGAGGUGGCUGAGGUGGCCGCUGGGGCUGAGGCGGCGGGCGCGGCCAGGAUGGCGAAGAGCCGCGGAGAGAACGGGCCGCGCGCGCCCGCGACCGAAGGAAGUCUGUCCGGGACCCGGGAGAGCCUGGCCCCGGGCCCCGACGCCGCAGCCGCGGACGAGCUCAGCUCUCUCGGCUCCGACUCGGAGGCCAACGGCUUCGCCGAACGCCGCAUCGACAAGUUCGGCUUCAUCGUGGGCUCGCAAGGCGCGGAGGGCGCGCUAGAGGAAGUCCCCCUGGAGGUGCUGAGGCAGAGGGAGUCCAAGUGGCUGGACAUGCUCAACAACUGGGACAAAUGGAUGGCCAAGAAGCACAAAAAGAUCCGUCUGCGGUGCCAGAAGGGCAUCCCACCUUCUCUGCGGGGCCGUGCUUGGCAGUACUUGUCAGGAGGCAAGGUGAAGCUACAGCAGAACCCUGGAAAGUUUGACGAGCUGGACAUGUCCCCUGGGGACCCCAAGUGGCUAGAUGUGAUUGAGCGUGACCUGCACCGGCAGUUCCCUUUCCAUGAGAUGUUUGUGUCCCGGGGAGGCCAUGGCCAGCAGGACCUAUUCCGUGUGCUGAAGGCCUACACCCUAUACCGACCUGAGGAGGGAUACUGCCAGGCCCAGGCGCCCAUUGCUGCUGUUCUGCUCAUGCACAUGCCUGCUGAGCAAGCCUUCUGGUGCCUGGUGCAGAUCUGUGAGAAGUACCUGCCUGGCUACUACAGUGAGAAACUGGAGGCGAUCCAACUGGAUGGGGAGAUCCUCUUCUCACUGCUGCAGAAGGUGUCACCCGUGGCCCACAAGCACCUCAGCAGGCAGAAGAUCGACCCACUGCUGUACAUGACAGAGUGGUUCAUGUGUGCCUUUGCCCGCACCCUGCCCUGGAGCUCUGUGUUGCGCGUCUGGGAUAUGUUCUUUUGCGAAGGAGUCAAGAUCAUCUUCCGUGUGGGACUGGUGCUGCUGAAACAUGCAUUGGGCUCCCCUGAUAAGCUCAAAGCCUGCCAGGGCCAGUAUGAGACUAUCGAGCAGCUGCGGAGCCUUAGCCCCAAAAUCAUGCAGGAGGCCUUCCUGGUCCAGGAGGUGGUAGAGUUGCCAGUGACAGAGCGCCAGAUUGAACGUGAGCACCUCAUUCAGCUGCGGCGCUGGCAAGAGACCCGGGGUGAGCUGCAGUGCUGCUCCCCGCCCAGGCUGCAUGGUGCCAAGGCCAUCCUGGAGGCGGAGCCAGGCCCCCGGCCCACACUGCAACCCUCACCAUCCAUCCGCCUGCCCCCGGAUGCCCCCCUCCCGGGCUCCAAAGGCAAGCCCAAGCCACCCAAACAGAGCCAGAAGGAGGAGCAGUGGAAGCAGGCAAAGGCAAGUGGGCAGCUGGACAAGCCCCCAGUCCCAAGUCAAGCCAAGGUGGCAGCUGCUGCAGGAGAUGCAUGUCCCCCACAGGAUGUACCCCCAAAGGAUCCAGCCCACCAGGACUCAGCCCCGCAGGACUCAGCUCCCCAGGAUUCAGCCCACCACCACUCCAAGGAUUCAGCCCACCACCAUUCCCAGGAGAGCCUGACGUCCCAGGAGAGUGAGGACACCUACUUGUAACCCUGGCAGCUCAGGCCUGUGGCGUGGGGUCUCCACAUACCUACACGGUUCAUGAACUGACAUUUGAGGGCCAGCCCACGCACUGAGGGCCCAGCUGCCUGGCCACUGGGUGGCAGAGAGUCUGGCUGGCCCAGCACAGAUUCUGCCUGAGCCUCCUUAUUUAUUUUCUCCAGAGUGGAGCUUGGGCCAGCCCAGCUGGGACAGGCAGAAGUGAGGACCCAUGGGUGGUGCCUCACUCAGCCCCCUCCUCCUGGGGGGAUGCUCCCCAGGGCUAGGGUGCUGUUGUGAGGAGAGAGGGUGGGGUAAAGGGUGGGGUGCUCUUUGUG
Molecule: messenger RNA, 2429 nt
Organism: Prionailurus viverrinus (fishing cat)
Lineage: Eukaryota; Metazoa; Chordata; Mammalia; Carnivora; Felidae
Gene: TBC1D10A
Product: TBC1 domain family member 10A
Exons: 10
Coding region: 439-2103 (554 amino acids)
Source: RefSeq, a predicted model, not a curated record